UGAGUUUUUUACUCGAUAGGAACGCGACUGCUCGACAGUAAAAUGAAUUCAUAUUUGAUCUUUGCGGUGUUGCUGAUCUCAAUGAAAAGUGCAGUUCCUGCCUCAAUCUCUACCACUAACGGACCUACAGAGGAAACCAGCACUGAAUUCAGUUCCCGCCUGUAUGUGAAGCUAAAGAAUGGAAUCAGCGAAGGUGACGUGCCUACUAACCUGGCUCGGAAAAUGCUUUUGGAUAUGCGAAAAUUCAAUCUGAUUGGCGAAAUAGUGCGGGCGAAAUUCUCUAACUCUGGGCUACUUGUUGAAAUGGGCUCGGCUUUACAGGCCAAUGAAGUGGCCUCGGCUUCGGAUCCCAGUUGUGAAACUUGUGCAUACACGAUCUCGGUGACUAAAGAAAACUUUUUCCCAGUCGAUAACGGUGUGGAAAUUUCGUACCGACAAAGCUGAAAACUAGUUCAUUCAGACAGAGCUAUAAAUAAUACUAGAAAGUUACUUUAAAGAUUUUAAACUUGUAGAAAAAUAUAUGUUUCAAUUAUUUACUCUCUCUUAUCUCAAUAAAUUAUGUGCACAUAA
Molecule: messenger RNA, 570 nt
Organism: Drosophila albomicans
Lineage: Eukaryota; Metazoa; Arthropoda; Insecta; Diptera; Drosophilidae
Exons: 2
Coding region: 43-444 (133 amino acids)
Source: RefSeq, a predicted model, not a curated record